AUGACUGGCAGAUUUAAGUCGAAAGUCCGAAACGUGACGCUCAUCCAAUACUAUGACCCCACUGAGACAUCAGAGAUUGAGAAGGAGGAGGAAUUCUAUUACCUGCUACGAGAGACUGUAAGGAAAGUGAGCAAAAAAGAUAUCCUCAUUGUUAUGGGAGACAUAAUUGCCAAGGUGUGGGAUAACAAUGAGGGGUUAGAACAGAUAAUGGGGGUACAAGGCUUGGGUGAAAUGAAUGAUAAUGGGGAAAGAUUUAGUGACUUCUGCGCAAUCCAUGACCUUGUAAUAGGAGGGACCUUGUUUCCUUAUCGGAGAUGUUAUAAGAUAACAUGGGUAUCUCCAGAUAUUAUUACAGAAAAUCAAAUUGACCACAUCGCAGUAUCCAGAAAGUUCAGGAGGAGCCUGAAAGAUGUGUGGAAUAGAAGAGGAGAAGACGCAAGUAGCGACCACCAUCUUGUUACUGCCAGUUUCCAAUUGAAGAUUGUGGUUUCCAAAAAGAAAUUCGAGCCAAGGAAUGGAAGAUUCGACGUAGGUAAAUUGAAAGAUCCACAGAUAGCUGAGGGGUUUCAGCUGGAACUCCGGAAUAGAUUCCAGGCGCUGGAACUGGAGAUGACUGAGGAUAAGGACAUGGAGGAAAUAUGGACAGAAGUUAAGAAUUCUUUUGUGCAUGUGAGUGAGAGACAACCUGGCUUUAAAAAUCACCUACGGAGAGAUUGGAUGUCCGAACAUACCUGGAGGAAGAUCACCCACAGAAAGGAGGCCAAGGGAAGAGUAAACCAGAACAGCACCAGGCGACAAACAGCACAGGCACAUUCUGAUUAUCAGCAGAUAAGGAAGUGA
Molecule: messenger RNA, 840 nt
Organism: Schistocerca piceifrons (Central American locust)
Lineage: Eukaryota; Metazoa; Arthropoda; Insecta; Orthoptera; Acrididae
Product: craniofacial development protein 2-like
Exons: 1
Coding region: 1-840 (279 amino acids)
Source: RefSeq, a predicted model, not a curated record